AUGAAAGACAGGAAACUAUUUGUGGGAAUGCUUUCCAAACAUCAAUCGGAAGAAGACAUAAGAAUGCUAUUCCAGUCGUACGGCUGUAUUGAGGAGUGCACUAUAUUGCGGGGACCCGACGGCCAAUCCAAAGUCAUAAACUUAAGCUGUAAUGCCAUGUUAAAUCCCAUAGAGCGAGGGGGCGGGGGAGGGGUAGCCGAACGAUUCUAUAAGCCACAUUCAUAUUUGAAUUGUGGCUGUGCAUUCGUUAAGUUUGGAAGUCAUGGUGAGGCUCAGGCGGCCAUCAAUUCCCUGCACGGAAGUCAGACAAUGCCG
Molecule: messenger RNA, 315 nt
Organism: Medioppia subpectinata
Lineage: Eukaryota; Metazoa; Arthropoda; Arachnida; Sarcoptiformes; Oppiidae
Source: the annotation of a GenBank genome assembly